AUCGAUUUUAGUUCUCUCUCCGUCGUUACGCCCUCUCUUCCUCUCGAUUGAGUGAACCCUAAUUUUCCCCAAACCGCAGACAGAGACGACCAUGAACCUCCCCUCCUCCACGGCGACAUCAACUUCGGAGUCGCCUGAUACGGCCUCGGGGGCGAUUUCCCCGGAGAUGUGCGGCGCUUGCAAAAGCCAAGACUCCUGGGUCAUACACUCGGCGCGUCUCCGCGGCGUCCUCCGCUUCUACUGCACGCACUGCCUCCUCCGCAACCACCCGGCGUCGUUUUGCCCCACCUGCUUCGCCUUCUACGACUCCUCCCCGCCGCACCAGUCUCGCCGCGUCUCCUGCUCCGACUGCAGCUCCGUCACUCACAUCCACUGCGCGGGAGACGCCAAGUCCCCUCCUUACCGCUGUCCUCCUUGCCGUGACCCCGACGGCUUCUCCUUCUUCCGCCCCAUCGUCGACGAAAACGGCGCUCGAUGCAUGGAUAAGGCCCUCUCGGAGGCCUUCUUGUGCGCCGCGAAGAUCGCGGCCUCGUCGAUGAGCAAGGCCGUUACUUUCUACAGAAGCGAGGCUGAGCGGAAAGGGAAAGAUGCCGCCGUGGCGAAGAAGAGAGCGCGGGAGGCUCUCGAGGACGUGCUCAAGCUCGACGAGAAGGCUAAGUUGGCCGUUUCGAAGCCCUCUGUGGAUCAUCUCUCUGGGAAUAGAGAUCAGAAGCCGAAACAGAGUCCUGCAUCGAAUGGUGGUUUGAAACAGAUUGAGAGCUCUGCCACCGCCCAAGUCAAGAAACAGAGUCCGUCUGUAGUGCAAGUUAAGCAAGAGAAGUGAUGCUUUUCAAUGGUAUCAAAGUAUCUUUUGUCUUGUUAGUGAAAAAAGGUUCAAGCUUGGCAUAUUUAUGAUUCUGAGUUUUAGUGUAGAUUUGUGUAAGUGGUUUUUUCCAGUUUCUUUUUGGGUUCGUUUGCUAUGUGUAGGAGUAUUUGGAACGGUGUUAAGUGUUAGAUUUCUAAUUUUAAUUGCUUCA
This is a messenger RNA of Brassica oleracea var. oleracea, 1016 nucleotides long. RefSeq lists its product as uncharacterized. The coding region runs from base 92 to 823 and encodes 243 amino acids. NCBI's taxonomy places the organism in Eukaryota, Viridiplantae, Streptophyta, Magnoliopsida, Brassicales, Brassicaceae. The record is from RefSeq and is a predicted model, not a curated record. The transcript has a single exon.